Orycteropus afer afer is the source of this 690-nucleotide messenger RNA. RefSeq names its product death domain-containing membrane protein NRADD-like. The coding region runs from base 1 to 690 and encodes 229 amino acids. The record is from RefSeq and is a predicted model, not a curated record. Lineage: Eukaryota; Metazoa; Chordata; Mammalia; Tubulidentata; Orycteropodidae. Gene Ontology annotation, molecular function: death receptor activity; nerve growth factor binding; coreceptor activity. Gene Ontology annotation, biological process: Rho protein signal transduction. Gene Ontology annotation, cellular component: cell surface; plasma membrane. The transcript has 4 exons.
AUGCUUCACAACUCCAGCCACAGGGAGGACAUGGCCCAUAUAGAGAAGAUCCUGAUGGGGCAGGACAGGGAAGGGGUGUGGGUGGGGGCAGGGGGAGCCCUGACCCCCAAUACCUCUUCCCCAUUCCCCCCUGAGCCUCCAGGGGCCUCAAGCAGCAUCAUCCCAGUCUAUUGUGCCCUCCUGGCUGCUGUGGUCCUGGGUCUGCUGGCCUACGUGGCUUUCAAGUGCUGGCGUUCACAUAAGCAAAGACAGCAGUUGGCUAAGGCUCGGACUGCAGAGCUGGGGGCCCUUGACAGGGACCAGGUGCGUGAGGACAGCAGUAUCUUCCUGGACUCUCCAAGUGGCCUGGAACCCUGCAUCCUGAGCCACGGGUCAAAUCCUGAGCUUGGCUGCCGACUUUACCUUCAUCUCCCUCGGCAGCAGCAAGAGGAAGUGGAGCGGCUCCUGGAGGUGCAGGGUGAACCCGAUAAGGGUUGGCAGGGCCUGGCUGGCCGUCUGGGCUAUAGGGCUGAGGCUGUGGAGACCCUGGCCCAGGGCCAAGCUCCAGCCUACACUCUACUGAGGGACUGGGCUAUCCGGGAAGGCAACAGAGCCACCAUCCAAGUACUAGAGGAUGCCCUGGCUGCCAUGGACCGUGAAGAUGUGGCCCAGGUCCUGAGCCCCCUGGCUGAGGGCUGUCCUGUGGUAUGA